Molecule: messenger RNA, 699 nt
Organism: Clonostachys solani
Lineage: Eukaryota; Fungi; Ascomycota; Sordariomycetes; Hypocreales; Bionectriaceae
Source: the annotation of a GenBank genome assembly
AUGACUACCAGUAAAGUCCUCGUGCUAGGUGCCACCGGCCCUUCAGGCAUCAGUCUCCUCCGAGAGCUGCUCUACCGCGAGCAUAGCACCGUUGCUUAUGUUCGCAGUCCCUCCAAGAUACCCGAAGACAUUUCGUCGAAUCCUCUACUCACUGUCAUCAAGGGAGACAUGAAUGAUAGAGAGGCUUUGACGAAAGCGCUGUCCGGUGUCGAUAUCGUUCUUUCUUUACUUGGGCCGACAUUUGGAGCUCCCAUAUCCCCCUUUGAAGAUUACUACCGGGAUGUGGUAUUUCCUGCCAUGCGCGACAACAACGUCAAGCGUAUUAUCGCCUCCUCGACCGUCUCUGCACCAGACCCUAAAGAUUCCUUCGUCUUGCGAAUCACUUUACUUAAACUUCUCGUUAGGGUGGUCGCCCCUGGUGCCAUACCAUCUAUCCAGGCAGUCGCAAAAGCUUUCCAAGAGGAAGCGACAGACUUUGAAUGGACUUUGUUCCGCUUUCAAAACAUCGUGGGCAAGACGGAUGAAGAAAGUUUCAAAAAGGAUCGGGAAGGCGUCAUUCACGCUGGAUAUGUUGGAGACUCCAAAAUCGCUGGUUGGAGCAAUCGCAAUGCGAUUGCACGGUGGGUGGUUGGUCUUGCUGAGAGCGGGCAGAGUGAAUGGGAUAAAAAGAUGCCUGCUGUGGGCCAAAGGAGCGGAUGA